Messenger RNA from Alligator sinensis (Chinese alligator), 2586 nucleotides. RefSeq names its product ATP-binding cassette sub-family B member 5. The transcript has 17 exons. Gene Ontology annotation, molecular function: ATP hydrolysis activity; ABC-type transporter activity; ATP binding. Gene Ontology annotation, biological process: transmembrane transport. The record is from RefSeq and is a predicted model, not a curated record. Bases 1 to 2484 code for a protein of 827 amino acids. Gene Ontology annotation, cellular component: membrane. NCBI's taxonomy places the organism in Eukaryota, Metazoa, Chordata, Crocodylia, Alligatoridae.
AUGGGAAGAUGGAUCAAAAUAGAUGGACAUGAUAUCAGAUCUCUUAAUUUGAGACACUUCCGAGAAUGCAUUGGUGUGGUCAGUCAGGAACCAGUUUUAUUUGGGACAACAAUUAGAAACAAUAUAAGGUAUGGGCAAGAGGAUGUAACUGAUGAAGAAAUUGAGAAGGCAACAAAGGAAGCAAAUGCAUAUGAUUUUAUAAUGGAUCUUCCUGAAAAAUUUAAUACCCUUGUGGGAGAAAGAGGAGCACAAAUGAGUGGAGGCCAGAAACAGAGAAUAGCUAUUGCUCGAGCUUUGGUGCGCAACCCUAAGAUUCUCCUUUUAGAUGAGGCCACAUCUGCCCUGGAUACAGAAAGUGAGGCAGUUGUCCAAGCUGCACUGGAAAAGGCCAGCAGAGGUCGAACCACAAUUGUUAUAGCUCACCGGCUUUCCACCAUUCAGACAGCAGAUGAAAUCAUGACCAUAGUGGGUGGCACUGUGGCUGAAAGAGGAACACAUGCAGAGCUGAUGGAGAAAAAGGGGCUAUAUUAUUCACUUGCAACAGCACAGUCAAUUAAAAAAGCAGAGUACAGUGAAGAAUCAGCAGAAACAGUUCCCAUAAAAAAUCAUGAAGAAACACCACCCAGCAACAGCUUGAUCUCUGAAAAAGCAAGUAUAAAACAUAUUCCACAAAAGGUGUCUGAAGAAGAAGUCAAACCUGAAGAGGAACAUCUGCCCCAAGUUUCUUUGCUGAAACUUUUUAGAUUAAACAAAUCUGAGUGGCCUUUGAUUGCAAUAGGGACGCUGGCUGCCAUUAUAAAUGGAGCAUGUUCCCCUGUCUUUGCUGUCAUAUUUGGUAAAAUUGUAACAAUUUUUGAAAUAAAAAAUGUCAGUACCUCAUACAAAGAGCAGAUCCAACAUGAAGCUAACAUUUUGUCCAUCAUAUUUGCUGGGAUAGGUGUUGUUUCCUUUCUGACUUAUUUCUUUCAGGGAUUCCUUUAUGGGAGAUCAGGAGAAAUCCUAACAAUGAGAUUAAGGCAUAUGGCAUUUAAAGCCAUGCUGCGACAGGACAUCUCUUGGUUUGAUGAUAAAAAAAAUAGCACUGGAGCUUUGACAACAAGAUUGGCCACAGAAGCAGCACAAGUUCAAAUGGCAGUAGGCUCAAGACUUGGUGUAAUAGCACAAAACAUUUCCACCAUGGGAUUGUCCAUCAUCAUUUCUUUUAUAUAUGGAUGGGAGAUGACUCUGCUGAUCCUAGUGAUUGCUCCCGUGCUUACAGUAACUGGAAUGCUGGAAGUUUCUGCACUGACUGGAUUCGCCAACCGAGACAAAAAAGAAAUGCAAAGAGCUGGGAAGGUAGCAAUAGAAGCUGUGGAGAACAUUCGAACAGUUGCUUCAUUAACUAGAGAGCGUGCUUUUGAAAAAAUGUAUGAAGAAAAUAUGCAGAAGCCAUAUAGAAAUGCUCAAAAGAAAGCUCAGAUCUACGGUUCCUGUUACGCAUUCAGCCAGGCUUUUCUGUAUUUCACCUAUGCUGCAGGCUUUCGAUUUGGGGCAUAUUUAAUUACAGCUGGAAGAAUGACCCCUGAGGGCGUUUUCGUGGUUUUUACAGCAAUUGCAUACGGUGCAGUGGCAGUAGGUGAGACAUUGACCUUUGUACCUGACUAUGCCAAAGCCAAAUCUGGGGCUGCGCACCUGUUUGCUCUGUUCGAAAGGACUCCAGCCAUUGAUAGCUACAGUGAAGAAGGAGAUAAACCAGACACAUUCAGUGGAAGGUUAGAAUUCCAUGAAGUCACUUUCAUUUAUCCAACUCGCCCAGAUGUUCCCAUCCUGCAGGAUUUGUCUCUUACAAUUGAACGGGGACAGACUGUGGCAUUUGUUGGAAGCAGUGGAUGUGGGAAAAGCACUUCUGUUCAGCUCCUGCAGAGGUUUUAUGACCCUCUGAAAGGGCAAGUGCUAUUUGAUAGCACUGAUGUGAAGCAUUUGAAUGUACAGUGGCUACGCUCUCAAAUAGGAAUAGUAUCCCAAGAGCCAGUGCUCUUUGAUUGCAGCAUUGCUGAAAAUAUUGCCUAUGGAGAUAACAAUCGGACUGUGCCAAUGGAUGAGAUAAUAGCAGCAGCAAAAGCAGCAAAUAUCCAUAUUUUUAUAGAAGAACUCCCCGAGAAAUACAACACACGAGUUGGAGAUAAAGGAACGCAGCUCUCUGGUGGCCAGAAACAACGAAUAGCCAUUGCAAGGGCUCUUAUCCGACAACCAAAAAUGUUGUUGUUAGAUGAAGCCACUUCAGCACUUGACAAUGAAAGUGAAAAGGUGGUACAACAAGCCCUUGAUCAGGCACGGAAAGGAAGGACCUGCAUUGUGAUUGCUCACCGACUGUCAACCAUACAGAAUGCAGAUAUCAUUGUUGUAAUUAACAAUGGAAAAAUAAUAGAAUCAGGAACUCAUCACCAGCUAAUGGCAAAGCAGAAAGCAUAUUUUAAUUUAGUAAAUGCACAAACACUUCUCUAAAACAAGGAUGGCCUGAAGCCAUCUUUAGAAAUGAGAUGUCAGGAAAAAAAAAAGUACUGUCAUGUGUGGUCUGACGUUGUGGUUUUACAGGUAACUUUCUUC